Messenger RNA from Triticum dicoccoides, 810 nucleotides. Its product is annotated as ubiquitin-like. Gene Ontology annotation, biological process: translation. The transcript is spliced from 4 exons. Gene Ontology annotation, molecular function: structural constituent of ribosome; protein binding. The coding region runs from base 48 to 479 and encodes 143 amino acids. Gene Ontology annotation, cellular component: ribosome. Lineage: Eukaryota; Viridiplantae; Streptophyta; Magnoliopsida; Poales; Poaceae. The record is from RefSeq and is a predicted model, not a curated record.
ACGCCACCGCCACCGCCACCCACGCUGCACUCCGGCGACCCGCGAAGAUGCAGAUCUUCGUCAAGACGCCGUCGGGGAAGACGAUCACGCUCGAGGUCGAGGGCGGCCACGACAUCGCCGACGUCAAGGCCAGGAUCCACGACAAGGAAGAUGUGCCGCCGGAUCAGCAGCGCCUCAUCUUCGCAGGGAAGCAGCUGGAAGAAGGCCACACGCUGGCGGACUACAACAUCCAGAAGGAGUCCACGCUUCACCUCGUGCUCCACCUCCACGGCGGCAGGGGCGGCACCGGCAAGGGGGGAACCUACCCGAAGAUCGAGCCCAACCUCCUUCAGCUCGCCCUCAAGUACAGGCAGCUUAAGCUCGUCUGCCGCAAGUGCUAUGCACGCCUUCCCGUCAGGUCUGCCAACUGCCGCAAGAAGAAAUGUGGCCACUGCAACGAGACGAGGACCAAGAAGAAGCUGAAACCCAGGGACCCAUGAAGCACUGCACUGGCCAGCAAGAGAAAGGGAUACCCAAGUGACACGCACCAGCUGAAUUUACCCUACCGUCUCCUUAUAUUAGCUCCUUAUAUUAGCUUCUUGUUACCUUUUAAGUUCCUGCUGCUGCUGGGUUUAAACACCCUAAAUGCGUACUCUAGCUGAAUAGUACUAUGGAUUCCUGUUGCAUCAUGGGUUCUGUUGAUGAUCCCCUAAAUACUCUUGAUGGUGAUGCCGUGCUUAAGGGAUGCUAGUUACGAAUUCCUGCUGUUAUCAUCAUAUGGACAUGGGUUCUGUUCUGUUGGAAUAGAUGAAUGGAUGCUUCUCCAGUUUA